AUGUCAUUGGCUUCCAGGAAACGGCGUGCACCGGUCGACGACGAUAUCCCCACACCUUCGCAACAACGCAGUGGCGCCCGUGAGCAGUAUCCCGAUAGAUCAGCAGAUGCUGAAGAUGGUGAAGAGGAAUAUGGUGGCCACGCUUCUGGCAGUACCGCUCAGCUAGCAAAGAGCUUGGUGCGGUAUGCGCUUGCUUGCGAGUACGCGCGAAUACCGAUUAAGAGGCAGGAUGUAGCUCAAAAAGGUGCUCAAGAACGAAGUCUACUCCUUGGAGCUCAUUCGCGACAGUUCAGGCAGGUCUUCGACGCCGCCAAUAGCCAACUCCUUGAUACCUUUGGGAUGGAGAUGGUCGAACUCCCGAAUAAGGAGAAGACGACGAUCAGGCAGAAGCGCGCGGCCGCCGCGUCGGAAUCACAAUCCAAAACAAGCAACCAAUGGGUGCUACGCAACGUCCUCCCAGAAGCCUUCCGCGCGCCAGAGAUAAUACCACCGCCACGGAUACCCAACUCCGAGCUCGAGAGCGCCUACGUCGGUCUCUAUACCAUGGUCAUAGCCCUCAUAUCACUCUCAGGCGGCACAUUGUCGGAAGGGAAGCUCGACAGGUUCUUAAAACGCAUGAACGCACAUCACAACACACCGGUGGACAGCACGGAAGAAAUCCUGAAAAGGAUGGUCAAGGAGGGAUAUAUCGUUCGAGUCAAGGAUACCUCUGGUGAUGAGGUGGUGGACUACUAUGUAGGACCCCGGGGUAAAGUUGAGGUGGGCGAGGACGCCGUGGCGAACAUGGUUCGGACGGUAUACAGCGGGUCUUCAAUAGAAGACCUGGAACAGCGGAUCAGUCGAAGCUUGGGAUUCGCUGAAGGAGGCAGGUCGCAGCAACGGGAGAGCACAGUCGAUGGAGAUGCAACCCCACAAGCGCAGAAUGGUGUGCGCAGAGGUGUAGGGCGACCGGGAAGGAGACGCGACGAGGACGAGGACGAGGACGAUUAA
Westerdykella ornata is the source of this 990-nucleotide messenger RNA. Its product is annotated as MAGE-domain-containing protein. Lineage: Eukaryota; Fungi; Ascomycota; Dothideomycetes; Pleosporales; Sporormiaceae. The transcript has 4 exons. Gene Ontology annotation, biological process: DNA repair. The record is from RefSeq and is a predicted model, not a curated record. Gene Ontology annotation, cellular component: nucleus. Bases 1 to 990 code for a protein of 329 amino acids.